AUGGUCUUGACGGUUCUCACGGACGACCAGAUCAAGGCCAUCUUGGCUGACCUGACUGCCGACGAGUUCGAGGGCUUCAGGAAAACCAUCUCAACAGCACUUCACGAGUACUCGACCAACACCCACAACAUCGAGGAUGGCACUUAUCACCAACCAGAGCGCAUCUCAACUGAGAACCUUCGGACCGGCGCGACGACCCUGUACAUGCCCUCGGUAGGCCCCAGGGCAUGGGAUGCAAAGCCCACCGGCGCCGUGACUCUCCUCUCCCCCGAGGGCCAGCCCGUCGGCUUCCUCCACGCAAAGACCCUGACGGCCUUCCGCACCGCCCUCACCUCGACCUGCCUCCUCGCGCGCCGCGGACAGGUCAAGACCGUCACGGUCUUUGGCGUCGGCCUCCAGGCCUACUGGCACGUCCGCCUGGCCCUGCUCAUCCGCGGGUCGACCAUCAAGCACGUCAACGUCAUCAACCGCCGCUUCUCGGACCAGGCACGCGUCUUCCUCCAGCAGUUCUACGAGGUGCCCCAUCACAUCAAGGAGCGCGAGGGCUGGGCCGGGACAACGUUUUGCAUCCUCACGCCCGGGUACGGGGAGUUCAAGCGGCUGCAGAGGGAGCAGAUUCGCGACGCGGACGUGGUGUACUGCUGCACGCCGUCGACGGAGGACCUGUUCGAGGCCGAGGUGCUCACGAACCACGAGGGGCGGAGAAAGGGGAGGCUCGUGGCGGCGAUUGGGAGCUACACGCCCGAGAUGAGGGAAUUGCCCGAGGGGCUGCUGCUGCAGGCGACGAAGCACGAGAAGCCGCAUUGGCAUUUCCACAAGCAUGCGCCCGAGGGCGGGGUGAUUGUGGUCGACACCCUGGACGGGGCGCUGAAGGAGGCUGGGGAGAUCAUCGCGGCUGGGCUGCAGCCGACGCAGCUUGUUGAACUUGGGGAGCUGAUCAUGCUCCGCCGCAUGCACGAGGAAGAGGAAGCGGCCGAGGCCGAGGGCGAGACGGCAAGCAUCGCGCCCUCGGAGCUCGACAAGCUUGACUUCUCGGGCACGCCGUCGAUCAAGUCGGCGUUCUCGGGGUCAGAUGGGGCAUCUGCGUCGGAUUCACGGUCGUCCAUCAGCAAGGACUCGACCACGGGCAGCCACAGCAGCAAGGGGCCGAGCAUAUUGCGCCGAAGCUCGAGCCAGAAGUCGUCUGAGAAGCACAAGAAGGAGGACGCGCUGGUCAAGUGGCUCCGGGACGGGACAGUCAUUUACAAGAGCGUCGGGCUGGGGCUGAUGGACUUGGCGGUCGGGAUGCACAUGGUCCAGCUUGCGAGGGAGAAGGGGAUCGGGACACAGGUUGAGGGGUUCUGA
Messenger RNA from Colletotrichum spaethianum, 1344 nucleotides. RefSeq lists its product as uncharacterized. The coding region runs from base 1 to 1344 and encodes 447 amino acids. The transcript has 3 exons. Lineage: Eukaryota; Fungi; Ascomycota; Sordariomycetes; Glomerellales; Glomerellaceae. The record is from RefSeq and is a predicted model, not a curated record. Gene Ontology annotation, cellular component: cytoplasm.